Molecule: messenger RNA, 2198 nt
Organism: Ylistrum balloti
Lineage: Eukaryota; Metazoa; Mollusca; Bivalvia; Pectinida; Pectinidae
Product: putative universal stress protein SSP1056
Exons: 4
Coding region: 335-805 (156 amino acids)
Source: RefSeq, a predicted model, not a curated record
CUUGACUGCAGGUAUAUGUAUAUAGCACUGUGUUGUAUUCCGAGCAGGAUUAUAACCCAACCUCUCCAAGCUGUGUGGUCUCCCAACCUGUGACUAAGUAACCUACACUGUGACGAAUUUCACUGUUUCACCCUAAGUCGGACACUUACGUGUAGUGCCUUUCUGUUCAUUGUUUUUUCACUGAUCUCCAAGUCAAGCUUGAACAUCAGGAACAUCACUGUACAGCUCGGAACUUAUCGAUAUCAGCAGAAUACCCUCAGGAACCCAAUACAAAACAAAGGACCUAGCCGAACUACCCAACAAUUUGGGACGACAUCCCUGACUUCUACAGAAAAUGGCAGACUCGGCUAUGGAUGGCUGUGACGGGAAAAACAUUGUAGUUUUAGCUGUGGACACCAGUGAACAUUCGGAAUGGGCAUUUGAUUGGUACGGCGCCAACUUCCACAAGCCCGGAAACAAAGUGCUUCUUCUCCACUGUCCUGAAAACUAUAUAAACGCUACUACCAUGAGUCCUGGUCGGGUAGCGGAGUUACAGAGAGAGGUAGAGGGAAAAUCGUGUGAUCUCAAGCGGAAGUUCAUAGAGAAGGCCAACAAAUUAGGGAUAGAGGCUGAGUUUAAGGUGGAGUCUGCCGAAAAACCUGGCCAUGCAAUUGUCGACGUGGCAACCAAAAGUGAAGCUGCCUUCAUCGUGACCGGGACAAGAGGGAUGGGUAAGAUUCGGAGAACCAUCUUGGGCAGUGUUAGUGAUUUUGUAGUACACCACGCUCCCUGUCCAGUCCUUGUCUGUCGUCACAAAGAAAAAUAGAAGACAUCGCACUUAUCCAAGGCCACACGGGAGCAAAUGUAAACGUCGAACUCCAUUACCAGAGCCUUCUGUCAUUGAUUACAUUCUAUUUAAAUCCAGAUGUCAUUUUCGAUAGACAUUAUGAGAGUUUCUUUGAGAGUACUAGGCAUUCGUGUUAAGACAUCAGUAUAUCACAGAAGAAAGCAUGGGUUACAUCGUAAGGGAUUACUUUUCUUAUAACUUAUGUAGCUAAUUUUGUGGAAUUUCAGGUGGAUGUGCAAUAUAAAGAUAGAGUCGUCGUUUAAUUAUGCUAUUAUCGAGUGUGUAUGAGUAUACAGGUAUGUGAAGUAUGUACGUGUGAUACAAUCUUUGUAUUAUAUGUAAGAGAGGGAUUCGUGUGUUGUCAUAUCUAAAUUAACGUUGUGACGUGUUUAUGUUAUCGACCAAUCAGAACCGCUUUUGUGAUAUGUAGAUCAACGAGAACACACUCACGUGCUUGAGCAUUUUGUGAUGUGUUGACAUCCCUGUAAAUCAAAUAGUCAGCAUUGCACUCUUUGUGGAAAUAAGAAGUCAUUCUGCUACUUGAUCAUGCCCAAAGGAAGCGUAAGGUUUCAGGAAUACGAACACGUGAACCAAUCCUUAGCUGAUUUGAAAAGUAAUUCUUGUCGACCUACUUUCGAUUAAUCGUCAGCCUGAUUGGGGAAAGAUUAAAACAAUGAUAAAACUCCCUUAUAGCCUAGUUUGUGACAUUAUAUUCUUGAUAAUAUGAGGUAGGAUAAAUUUCAUUUCCCUUCAGAGUCACAGAUCUAAAUGUGUCGGUAUUUGACACCACUGUUCGAGGUAUCCUUGGCUAGAUAUUUCUAUAAAACCUUAGUUUCAGGCUUAUAAUGAUUGUACACCAGUUUUAUAACUUCCAGUUGAGCUUACGCUUCCUUUGACAAUGGUUUAAUCAUCAAUCAGGCUUUACUUGUACAUUAUAUACUUGCUAUAUGCAGUUGUUUCGUUUUCAGUAAUGAACUUCCUAUAUGGAACUCUUUAAAACUGCAAAAUGUAAUGUAACUCCAACGUACUGUUAAGUGGCAAAGACAGUUGCUUUUACUUCUCGUUCAAAAGUAGAAAUCUCGUGGCACGUCUCGUGUGAACCGUUUCCAUUUUUUGAUGUAGUAUAACAUUUUCUCACUGGCAUAUUAUGAAAUAUAAUUGUAAUUCCUAGUGAGCAAUACUUUUUGGUCCAGUAUGGAAGGAUACAUUUACAGAAUGUUGACACAUUGGCGUUGAUUUCAUAUUUCCUAUGUGAAAGUGGUAUGGUCCUUUUAAUAAAUGUAUUCAAUGGUUGAUUUUCAGCUUUUGAAGUCGUUAAACACGUAUGAUAAUGUCAUCCAUGUAUGUGUUGAAUAAAUUCCUCGUAAACAUG